This is a messenger RNA of Cladophialophora carrionii CBS 160.54, 1023 nucleotides long. RefSeq lists its product as uncharacterized. Gene Ontology annotation, cellular component: membrane. Bases 1 to 1023 code for a protein of 340 amino acids. The record is from RefSeq and is a predicted model, not a curated record. The transcript is spliced from 2 exons. NCBI's taxonomy places the organism in Eukaryota, Fungi, Ascomycota, Eurotiomycetes, Chaetothyriales, Herpotrichiellaceae.
AUGGCUGUCCCCUCUGACAUAUCGUACUGGGUCUACAAGCCGACGAAGGGCGUCUCUAUCGCAUUUGCUGUCCUUUUCUUCAUCUCCGGCGUUCUUCACGCAUGGCAAAACAACCUGAAAUAUAAGGGUUCCUGGCGCGUUGGCUUCCUGUUCCCAUGGGCGGCCGCGCUCUUUGUUGCUGGUCUUAUCACACGAGAAUACGGUGCCUACCAUACCGAUAACCUUGGUGUUUUCGUCGCCAGUACAGUGCUCUUGUUCAUCGCACCACCAGUAUACAACGGUGCCGAUUACUUUAUCUUUGGCCGAUUGCUCUACUAUGUUCCCUAUUUAUCUCCGAUACAUCCGGGACGAGUCUGGACAACUUUCGUCGCCCUAGAUGCUAUCGAUGGAAUCAUCGCAGGCAAUGGAGCCUCGUACGCUGCCAACACCGAGAACAGUCUGUCCAAGAUCAAAAUGGGAAUCAUCCUCGUCAAAGUGUCACUCUUUCUUCUACUAGGCAUGUUCCUCGCAUUUAUCUACCUGAUUGUCAUCUUUCACCGCCGGUGCCUCAGGGCGAAUGUCUUCUCACACAACGUCAAAGUCGUCGUGUACAGUCUCUACCUCUCUGCCUUCCUCAUUCUCAUCCGCAACACCUUUCGCACAGCAGCCUUCUUCUACCCGCCAGAUUCGACAGCCAACGGCAAAGAGUGGAUCUUCUGGGUUCUCGAAGUUGUACCAAUGCUUUUGAACAGCUAUCUCCUGAACGUCUAUCCGCCUUUAAAAUACCUACCACGCAACAAUAAGAUCUAUCUUGCAAUGGAUGGGAAGACGGAGAUUGAAGGGCCAGGCAUGGUUGAAAAUAGGCCUUUCCUCUUGACUCUUGUCGAUCCUUUCGACCUCGUCGGACUGGCUACAGGUCAGGAUAACAAGAAUAGGUUCUGGGAACACGAUGGCAUUGGGGGGCCAGGAGGGUCUGCCCGGCAUGCGAAUGAGGAUGAACCAGAAUCUGUACAUGCUAGCAAGGAGAUUCAUAGUAAGGCCUGA